UGCCCACACGUGUGCUUGUAACUCGGCUCUGGGUGCCCUGGCCCCGCUGCCACCAGCCAUGGGUCGCUCCCGCCGGACGGGCGCGCACCGAGCGCACUCCCUGGCCCGCCAGAUGAAGGCGAAGCGGCGGCGGCCGGACCUGGAUGAGAUUCACCGCGAGCUGCGGCCCCAGGUUUCCGCACGGCCCCGGCCAGACCCCGGCGCCGAACCCGACCCCGACCUGCCAGGGGGCGGCCUGCAUCGCUGUCUGGCCUGCGCGAGGUACUUCAUCGAUUCCACCACCCUGAAGACCCACUUCCGAUCCAAAGACCACAAGAAAAGGCUAAAGCAGCUGAGCGUGGAGCCCUACAGUCAGGAAGAGGCCGAGAGGGCAGCGGGUAUGGGCUCCUAUGUGCCCCCCCAGCGGCUGGCAGUACCCACAGAAGUGUCCACAGAGGUCCCUGAGAUGGACACAUCUACCUGACAUGGCCUGAGGAUGCAAGGCAGAGGAGCUUCCCAUGGACAGUGGUGCAAACGCUAGGCUGGAGAGACUGUGCCAACCUAUUUUGGCCCUGGGUUUGGGAAGUGGAUGGCCUAUUCUGGGUGCCCUCCCCCCGCCCAAUAAAGGAAUUGAAUAAAGGGAGCUUGCCUCUGACUCUAACCUCCAGGCCACUCCCCCAAACUCCUGCCCUGUAAGGGUUUCUUUACUACUCCUGUGUCCAGGGACCAGGGUGUCUAUUCCUCACUUGGUCCAGCUUUGGAACCUGCAUCCUUGCCCUCCCUCAGGGGUCCUGGCAUCUGAGCUGGAGGCCCCAGACAGAGCCCACGUGUGGGGCGGGAUCGGGUUUAUACCGUCCUGCUUUCACUGAGGGCAGAUUGACCCCCAGCGAAGAAGUA
This is a messenger RNA of Diceros bicornis minor, 876 nucleotides long. RefSeq names its product zinc finger protein 593 (gene ZNF593). The coding region runs from base 59 to 463 and encodes 134 amino acids. Gene Ontology annotation, molecular function: nucleic acid binding; zinc ion binding. Lineage: Eukaryota; Metazoa; Chordata; Mammalia; Perissodactyla; Rhinocerotidae. The record is from RefSeq and is a predicted model, not a curated record. The transcript is spliced from 3 exons.